AUAAUCAGGUAAGAGAGAGUUUCUGUUAAACACGUUCAGAGAGAUUCGUCGACAACAACUUCAAACGCACUCCUCCAACAAAACAAAACAAAUCAAAAAUCAACUCGCCGGAGACGCCGUCGUUUCGACGCCGGUGGUGCUCUGCUCCGUUCUAAAUUUUUCCACCGGAGAUUUAAAAAAAACAACAAAAAAUGAAACGGAAAGGAUUCGGCUUUUCUCUCCCCGUCACGGCGGUGAUCUUGGUGAUCGGUUUCAUCUACUUCUCAACGGUUUUCACCUUCAUCGAUCGCUGGCUCAGCCUCGCCUCCUCUCCCGGAAUCGCCAACGCCGCGGCCUUCACCGCCUUGGCUCUCAUGUGCGUCUACAACUACUCAAUCGCCGUUUUCAGGGAUCCGGGUCGGGUCCCGCCCAGUUACAUGCCGGAUGUUGAAGAUCCGCAGAGUCCCGUCCACGAGAUUAAGCGAAAGGGAGGAGAUUUGAGGUAUUGCCAAAAGUGUUCUCAUUUCAAACCUCCACGAGCUCACCAUUGCCGAGUUUGCAAAAGAUGUGUGCUUAGAAUGGACCACCAUUGUAUUUGGAUCAACAACUGCGUGGGACACACUAACUACAAGGUCUUCUUUGUGUUUGUUGUUUAUGCGAUGUCUGCGUGUGUAUACUCUCUGGUGUUGCUUGUGGGAAGCCUUACUGUUGAACCUCAAGAUGAAGACCAAGAGAUGGGAAGCUAUCUAAGAACUAUAUAUGUUAUUUCAGCUUUUGUUCUUGUUCCUUUGAGCAUUGCGUUAGGUGUUCUUCUCGGUUGGCACAUUUACCUCAGUUUACAAAAUAAAACAACCAUCGAGUACCAUGAAGGGGUGAGAGCUAUGUGGUUAGCAGAGAAAGGUGGACAAGUCUAUAAGCAUCCAUAUGACAUAGGCGCAUAUGAAAACCUAACCUUGAUUUUAGGUCCGAACAUACUUUCUUGGCUCUGCCCUACAUCAAGGCAUAUCGGUUCUGGUCUGCGUUUCCGUACAGCCUUUGAUUCCUCAGCCCCUGUUUCUUCUGAAACAAAACCUUAGCCCAUGAUCCCAACUCCUAUAUUUCCUUUUUUUCCGUCGGAAAGGCAGCAGACUUUCAAACUUAACAGCACUCUGGCUCUCAUCCUAUUCAGGUGUUUUUAACUGCCUCAGCUCAAAAUGAAGACUAGCCCUUAACCAAGACUAGAGACUGGUUUUGACAAGGUUCCCAAUCCCUCAUCAUUAUUUCCCGUUUUUCUUUUUGGAUUCCUCAAAAAAAAGGGCAGAAGGAAGUUAGGAUUGUGGAUACAUACGAAUUAACAAGAAGGUGAAAAACAUCUUUUGUAAGAUUCAUAAUUUCUGAUUAAUACCAAUUAACAAGUUCUGAGUAUGUGUGUAUUUUAUAUAUAGAGAGUUUCAUAGUUUGUAAGCAAGCUCUUUGAUUCUCGGA
This is a messenger RNA of Raphanus sativus (radish), 1443 nucleotides long. Its product is annotated as probable protein S-acyltransferase 16. Lineage: Eukaryota; Viridiplantae; Streptophyta; Magnoliopsida; Brassicales; Brassicaceae. The coding region runs from base 192 to 1055 and encodes 287 amino acids. The transcript is spliced from 7 exons. Gene Ontology annotation, molecular function: palmitoyltransferase activity. The record is from RefSeq and is a predicted model, not a curated record.